Egretta garzetta (little egret) is the source of this 4856-nucleotide messenger RNA. RefSeq names its product family with sequence similarity 120B (gene FAM120B). The transcript has 11 exons. Gene Ontology annotation, cellular component: nucleus. Lineage: Eukaryota; Metazoa; Chordata; Aves; Pelecaniformes; Ardeidae. Bases 1251 to 3314 code for a protein of 687 amino acids. The record is from RefSeq and is a predicted model, not a curated record.
CGCCUCAGGAGUGGAGGACUUUGCUCCUCGUCCCUUGUGCUGUGGGUCUCGGCUAGAGGGCUCUUGUGAGGGCUGGAGGUUACUGUGAACGUUCUGCUAACAACCCUUUACAAUGCUGUGUGUUACCAUGGGCAUAAUAAAAUUUGUAUCGUGGCAGUUGCUUGCUGACAAGAUGAAGUUUAGUGGUAUCAGCUGCUGUGGGGGUCUCAAUUUUUGUGUCUGUAUAAAAUGCGGGGGGCAGAGGGGGAACAUUCUUGAUUAUUUCAGUUUGUGGAGAAAAUGGUUUUUUUCCCUGCAGAUUCAUGGACUUGAUAGUAAUGCAGCUGAGAUCCUAUGGUAUCAUGAGAUCUCCAUUUCGCACAAGUAACAUUAGAAAUAAGAGUCGGGCCUUAAGCUGUUCAUCUGUUCCACAGAAUGUGCAUGUUUUCCACUCUUGGGAAGCUUAGCAUUACAACAUAAAACAUUCUGGUCCUGAUUCUGCCAGCUUUAUUGAGGUGCCUCUGAUGAAAGUACUUCUCAAGUCAGUAGAUCUGACUUGUUCUCUUUUCUGCUACUGUGAUGGAUUAGAGAGUGAUUUCCUUAGCAUCACUGUCACUAGUAGUGGAACAGGAUGGUUGACAGAAUAUAAACUCUUUUAAUUUUUAUGAUUCUUUCAGUGAAUGUGUUUGCUAGUAAUAUUAAAAUGCUAGUAGUGGUCAAGCUGCCUGCUUAUAUGUUUGGGUGUGAACGUACUAUUGAUUAAGCUAAACUGGUACCAGUAAUGGCAUUUUUCUGAUAAUCUCUGUAUCAUGCGUAGACUUGCUUGAAUUGUUAGGCAAGAGGAGUGCUUCGAAUACACGUGUGAAGAGGUGGAAAAAAUGUUUCUAUUUAUUACAGUACAGCAUAGCUAGUAAGUUGUGUACAAGGAGGUGUACACGCCUCCUUGCUCUAGGUGUGUAGCUAUUAUGGACAGAAUCUGUACUGAAGCAUAACUAAAACUUGCUUGGACAUGAUGUAUUUUUGCAGAAGUAAGACCUGCCGUGGCACACUGUGUCUGUGUAGUGACCCCAAAUCAUUUAGCCUGACCGCAUUUGUUAGUGAUUGAAAGAUAAAGACCUUCACACCUUUUGCUUGGUCUCCGUGGAAAGUAAUGAAACCGGGUAACCUACCAGUGCUCAAACCGUUUGGAAUCAGAGGUGCAGCUUUCCUGGAAAAGCAAAUGGCUGGAGUCUUAAGGGCACCCGGACUACUGUGAGUUUCGGAGGUCAGCCAUGGGCAUUAAAGGUUUGCAGGGAUUUGUGGCAAGAGUUUGCCCUGAUGCAUGCAGAACAGUAGACCUGAGGGAAAUGGCAGAAAAACAUCGCAUCGAUCAUCCUGAUUUCCCGCCUGUUAUUGUAGUAGAUGCCAUGAGUUGUGUUAGAUACUGGUACACACCAGAAUCCUGGGUCUGUGGUGGCCAGUGGCGGGAGUACCUUGCUGUUUUAGAGGAUUUUAUUAAAACUUUUAUGGCAGCUGGUAUCAAGCUGGUGUUUUACUUCGACGGAGUGGUAGAAGAGAAAAAGAGAGAUGAGUGGAUCAAACGGAGGUUGCAGAAUAACAAGGAAAUAGCCAGAAUAUUUCAGUUUAUCAAGACUCACAGGAAACAACCAGGGAGAGGAAUGUUCGUUGUUCCCUCAGCUUUACCUACUUUUACACGUUUUGCUCUGAAGUCACUUGGUCAAAAAACAGUGUGCACAUUGCAAGAGGCAGACUUUGAGGUGGCUGCGUAUGGUUUGCAACAGAACUGCAUAGGAAUUCUCGGGCAGGAUAGUGACUACCUCAUUUAUAAUACAUGCCCCUAUUUUUCCAUUGAGAAGCUCCGUUUGGACAGACUGGUCACUGUUAUGUACUCUCGAGAAGAUCUUUGCCGUGCAUUGGGUCUUAGUUUGACACACCUCCCUCUCUUUGCUUGCUUGCUUGGCAAUGAUGUUGUUCCAGAAAGCUUGUUGGAAGGCUUUUGGCAUAAAUGUUUAGCCACCAGUUCCCACAAGAAUAACAGCUACAACAGAAGAACGAACAUACUUCUAGCUGUAGCACAUUACAUCUCAAAAGUCCCAUGCUCGUACAGCAGCCUGAAACACUUGGAAGAGAUGCUACCUUUGGGAUCGGACAAGACGUUACUUUACAGAGGAGUGGCGUCGUAUCUUUUGCCCGGGCAGCAGUCCCCAUGGAUUCCUCCCAACGUAACAAAUUGCGAAGUGCUCUCACUUCAACAGCAAACAGUCAUGUGUCAGGAUAAGGAAAUCUUUCAGCUAGCUAAACAACAACAUAUCCAAUCUGAAAAUUAUGCAAUCUUCAAUAUCCUGAGUAAUGGAGAGAUUGACUGCAGCAACUCUUUGGAAGAUGAAUGUGAUACAGAGAUUCCUGGACAGGCACUUAUCUACCGUUCUGCUCGUCAGCAUAUUUAUUCUGUCUUGUUGGAAUCUGGAAAAGGUGGAGCUUAUCCUUUGGUAAAAGAGUGGUUUGUCUAUUUUGGAAAUCCUCUCCAGCAGCCGGAGCUGAUACAACCUGUACAACCUUCUAUUCCAGGUGGAACACCUAAUUUGAAAACACUGUGGUUUGCCAAAGGACCUGAUGUGGAAAAGCAACGCUAUACUACAUUUCUGGCAUGCUUUCACCUUCAGGAUGGGAUGGAAGAGCUCCAAGCUCUAGAAGCACCUGUUGCAGCAUUCUGCUGCUUGCUGGCCUAUCUUAUGAUGCAGGUCAGUAGCCUCUCUCUGGAGGACUUAAAUGCAUUUUUGGCACUCAUUCUCUGCCUCAAAGGGAAGUCAUCUGCUCAGCUGGCAGGUUUGCAGAUUGCACAAGUGGACUCCAGAGGUGUACAUCUUGGCGCUGUCUUUGUUCGUGGUCUUACAACUUUGCUCAUGGCCAAUAGUGCCUGUGGCUUUCCGUUCAGGAUGGAUGAUUUGAUGCCUUGGGAAGUGUUUGAUGGAAAACUUUUUCAAGAAAAAUACCAGCAGUCACACCGAGGUUGCUCUUUGGAAGAGCUUUUGGAAGGCAAUGAGUCUUUGUAUACACCCUUCCAGAAUCUGAAGUCUUUCAUUUGCAAGGCUUGCAUGGCAAAGAAAAGAACAAUACAGAGCAGACCAAGAGGGAAUGGAUUUAUCACAGGAACACAACAAAGAGAAUUUAAUCCCAGGUUCCAACAAACACACAGAAGUUCUUUUGUUCCUCCAUAUCAUAACCAGAUGAGGGGGUUCCUAUGGAGAAAUCCUCAGCCACAAGGUAGAGAAUAUGAAUCUGGACAUCCAGAUCGGAGGAGAAGAUUCCACCUUCCUCCUCGAUCACGCAGGUGACCCUGCUUAUUACUGGAAGUGGAUGAAAAUGAAUAAGAGAACAAGAUACUUUUGUACGAAAUGCUGGAGGCUGAAGAUCAUAAAAACUUCAUCAGUAUUUCAAAAAUGGUGGUGGGAAGGCUCUAAUCAGAAAUUUAUUGUGCCUCAUUUUCAGUUCCAUUUUAUUUUCUAUACUUUUUUUCUAGCCUAUAGCUUAGAGAAGUAAAUUAUGGAAUGUUGCAAAACAGUUAUUGUAUAAUUUAGGUUCCAGAUAGUAUUGUUUGGAGCACUUCACAAAAACCUUGUUGAGACAGUUAUGAAAAAUGAUCAUUAUAAAAAUAAUGUCUAAAAGGUAGAAGCCAGUCCUAGGUGUUGGAAAAGGCUGGUAAAAAAUAAUUAAUUCAUCUAUUUCUGUUGUGAAAAAUACAAUGUCUCUUCUGUUAAACUGUUAUGCUAUAUGAGGCUGAAAGUGCCCAGUCUCAGCCAAAAAAGGGUACUUCUAAAGUGUUUACAACCAUAUCAUGGUUAAAAAAUGUUACUUUUCUAUCAUGUGGCUUACUUUCAUAGUUCCUCAGCCUCAGAGAAUGAGAAAAGGGUAGCUAAAACAUUCCAGAAAGUUGUAAAAUUAGUUUCUAUGUAGAAAGCUGCUACAGCUUUAGUGUCCUAUUAUUUGGGGGCCUUUCAGAGCUGAGUCAAAUGUAUACUCCUCUUCUGGAAUACCUAGAAUUCUCCUCCAUGUGUAGUGAGUCAUUUAUGAAACAUUUAAGGUUAACGCCAGACCUUAUAUCUGUCUUUAGCCUCAAAGCAAAGGUGUCAGUGUGAGCCUCUGGCCAGUAUAAUUUUGGAGGAAAUUCUAAAUCAAGAGGAAACUAACAGACACUUUGAAUGCAUUCUUUUUUUUUUUUUUUUUUUCCCUAAGUGGCAGUUGUUUGAAGCACACAGAAUAAACUUUUUUCUCUGCUGAUAUCAUUGGUGCAUCUUUUGCAGAUAUUAGUGGCACCAAGAUUUCAUUCCAUACUGAUAGGGUAGUCCCACGAGGUCUAAGUAAAUGGACAGAGUACAGGUAGGGCGAUCUGGUAUCUCAUGUCUUAAUUUUCACUGGCCUAUUCUUCAUCACACGGACUUUGUUUCUACUUUGGAGAUAUGUGUAUUUUUAGACUAGUACAUAAGUAGACUUGAAAUUAAAUGUCUUUAGACAUGUUUAACAUGAGGAAGAAGCAUUAUUUUUAUAUUCCCAAGUUAAAAUUUAGCUCUAACUUUGAAAUCUAUUUUCAGAAGAAGUACGAUAGCUAUUGUACAACUUGUGCUUUUUUUUUAUGGUACAAUGAUUACCCAUUUAAACUCUGUUGGUCCAUUAUUGUUCAGUUAAUGUUGUUUCUUAGGCCUUGUGCAGGUAACUUCUUUGAGUCAACUGUUAGUGGAACUUAGUUCCUCUUUAGUACACGUUAUGUCAAAGUGAAUAGUGUUGUCAGAUAUACAUAACUCAAUGCUAUAAUUUCCUUGAAUGUAUUUUUCUGUUUGUAACCCCAUAAAUAUAUUCUUUCAUACUCUGCAUACAUAAAU